Macadamia integrifolia is the source of this 2308-nucleotide messenger RNA. Its product is annotated as ataxin-10. The coding region runs from base 253 to 1782 and encodes 509 amino acids. Lineage: Eukaryota; Viridiplantae; Streptophyta; Magnoliopsida; Proteales; Proteaceae. Gene Ontology annotation, cellular component: cytosol. The record is from RefSeq and is a predicted model, not a curated record. The transcript is spliced from 2 exons.
CCUGGUCCCCUACAUCCCUAUUACCAACUCUUUCCGCGACAGUGUAGAGACAGUUCAGACAAGAAUCAUUUUCAGUGUGAGAUAUAAAAGGAAGGAGAGAAAAAAUUUUGAAAUAGAGUCGUGAAGGCGAAGAUCUCUGAAAGGCUUUGGAAGUGGAACCCGCGGCGAAGACGGGAAAUCAUUUUCGCAGCGACCAAUACUGAGCUAUGCAACAGAAUCUUUCUCUUCGGGUUUGCUAGUUAGAUUUUAGUAAUGGAGAUUAAGCCAUCAGCACCGGAGUUCAUCGUCCCCGAAAACAUCCUCCGACGAAUACUCGCCGUGGCAAACUGUUACAGAUUAGACGAAGCCCUAGAACUUCUCACGGAAGCCGCUCUAACUGAACAUGGCCGCUCUGACCUAGCUUCCAAGCACGUUCUCCCUGCUGUUCUUCAACUCUCGAGAUUUCUCUCUUCUUCGUCUUCGGCUCAUCGUCAUCUUCUCUUUUCCUCUCUCAGACUCCUACGAAACCUUUGCGCAGGAGAAAUUGUUAAUCAGAACUCUUUUGUAAGAGAGAAUGGUGUCGAAGUUGUCUCAAUCGCUUCCGGUUAUCUGGGUUUCGAUUCGGAUUCCGAUUUUACCUUCGUUCGGGCUGGAUUGUUGGUACUCGGGAAUAUUUCUUUGGCUGGAGAGGAACAUCGGUCUGCCGUUUGGGAUUGGCACUUUCCGGUUGGGUUUUUGGAGAUUGCAAGAAUUCGGAAGGUUGAGGUUUCUGAUCCUUUGAGUAUGAUCAUAUAUAAUUGCACUAAAGGAAGCCCUGAGCGAAUUGGAGAUCUGACUGGGGUUCGAGGUUUACCUAUCCUCGCCGAGAUGGUGAGGAAUGCUUCAACAGUUGGAUUCCAAGAAGAUUGGUUGAAGUUGCUUCUUUGUGGCAUUUGCUUUGAAGAUUCCCAUUUUCUUUCGUUGUUCUCUGAAUUAAGCUUAGUUGAUAAUGGCAACAAUGAUGGCAAUUUUAAAUAUGGAGAUAACGAUUUUACAACGGAACAAGCUUUUCUGAUGAGUACCCUUGCGGAGUGUUUGAACAAAAAAAUGGCUGAAAUUUAUGUAUCAAAUGAUUUCGCGCGCUCUGUUCUUGGAAUACUGAAAAUAGCUGCUGGGGUUCUUGAUUGUGUUUCAAGAGGCAAGUCUGAUCUUCCAACGGGUUCUGCUGCAAUCGACGUUCUUGGGUACUCACUUACCACUCUGAGGGAUAUUUGUGCACGGGAUGAGAUGGUGAGCUCUGUAAAGGAUAACUCAGGUGGUGUUACUGAAUCGUUACUGUCAUCAGGAAUUGUAGAAAUCAUGUUAGAUUUGCUUCGUAACCUCGAGCCACCUGCAAUAAUCAGGAAGUCUACCAAGCAAGGUGAAAGCUGCGAAAACCGUAAAGGAUAUAUUGCUUCUAAAUCGCCAAAGGUCUGCCCUUACAAAGGAUUCCGGAGGGACAUUGUUGGUGUCAUUGGGAAUUGCUUGUACCGUAGGGACCAUGUACAGAAUGAAAUUAGGCAGAAGAAUGGGGUUCUUCUGCUAUUGCAACAAUGUGUUACUGAUGAAGAUAACCCAUUCUUAAGGGAAUGGGGUAUUUGGACUGUAAGGAACUUAUUGGCAGGAAAUGCAGAAAAUCAAAGGGAAGUGGCUGAAUUGAAGGUUCAAGGGUCUGUUGAUUUGCCUGAAUUUGCAGCACUUGGUUUGCGAGUGGAGGUAGAUCCGAAUACUGGUCGUGCAAAGCUUGUUAAUGUCUCUGCUGGUGAAAAUAUUCCUGUAAGUUAGACAAGAAUUUGGACCAGAUGGUGUUCUUUAUCUGAGUUCUGGAAUUGCUCUUUCAAUGCCUCAUAUGAUGUUGGUUCAUGGUUCGUUGCAUCUUCUUGAUUGUAUAUGGACAAGGGUUCUGCAUACCUUCCCUGGUGGAAUGGAUAGAGAAGAAGAAUGUACCCGUGUAAAGGUAAUAUUGAAAACUUUGUAGUUGUGGCAAGCUAGUCUUGGGCCAUGGCAGAGUAGGGAACUGGGAGGUGAGUUAGUAUUGCAGUUCAAAACUGAGACUUCUCCCUGUCUCGUCUCUCCCACCUCCACUCCUUCUCUGGUUCUUGUUUUUAGCUCGACCAUGAUCCUUCUGUGCUACCUCUAACUAAUUGUGAGGCGCAAGGGCCAUCAUGGCUUUAGAUUUUGGUUUAGGUGUAGAUUGCAAAACUUAGCCUUAAUAUUUUCCAAUAAAUUUCUGCAGAAUUUCUUUGAGACAAUUUUGGGUGUUCUUUUUUCCAACAUUAGUGAAAUAAAAUCAUAAAUUGGGAUUCUUCGA